This is a messenger RNA of Menidia menidia (Atlantic silverside), 1581 nucleotides long. The record is from the annotation of a GenBank genome assembly. NCBI's taxonomy places the organism in Eukaryota, Metazoa, Chordata, Actinopteri, Atheriniformes, Atherinopsidae.
ACACUACCACAGAGAGUUACAGAAAAUUACCAAAAUGGGGCUGGAAAGUACUAUGGUCUGCGUGGACAACAGUGAGUACAUGAGAAAUGGAGACUUCUUACCGACAAGGCUGCAGGCUCAACAGGACGCUGUCAACAUCGUCUGCCAUUCGAAAACACGCAGCAACCCAGAGAACAACGUGGGCCUCAUCACAAUGGCAGAUAACUGUGAGGUUCUCACCACACUGACACCCGAUACAGGACGCAUCUUGUCCAAGCUUCAUGCUGUACAGCCCAAAGGAAAUAUCUGCUUCUGCACGGGCAUCAGGGUGGCUCAUCUGGCCCUAAAGCACAGACAAGGAAAAAAUCACAAGAUGAGGAUCAUUGCUUUUGUUGGGAGUCCUGUGGAGGAUAAUGAAAAAGAUCUUGUCAAAAUGGCAAAGCGCUUGAAAAAAGAGAAAGUAAAUGUGGAUAUUAUCAACUUUGGAGAAGAGGAGUUGAACACAGAAAAGCUGACUGCUUUUAUCAACACUCUCAAUGGGAAGGAGGGAACAGGCUCUCACCUGGUCACUGUCCCCCCUGGACCCAGUCUGGCUGAUGCACUGCUGUCCUCUCCCAUUCUGGCUGGUGAGGGAGGAUCUAUGAUGGGUCUUGGUGCCAGCGACUUUGAGUUUGGUGUGGACCCCAGUGCUGAUCCAGAGCUGGCUCUGGCCCUGCGUGUCUCCAUGGAGGAGCAGCGACAGAGGCAGGAGGAGGAGGCCCGCAGAGCUGCCGCUGCUUCCGCAGCCGAGGCCGGCGUGCCCACUCCCAGCGCAGACGAGUCAGAGGAGGCCUUGUUGAAGAUGUCCGUGUCUCAGCCGGAGAGCGGCGCCGCGGUGCUCCCUGAUUUCAGCAGCAUGACGGAGGAGGAGCAGAUAGCCUACGCCAUGCAGAUGUCUCUUGCAGGAGGAGAGUAUGGGGAGAUGGACACAGGAGCCCCGAUGGACACUGCAGAAUCAGCCAAGGAAGAAGAUGAUUAUGAUGUGAUGCAAGACCCAGAGUUCCUUCAGAGCGUCCUGGAGAACCUGCCUGGUGUGGAUCCAAACGAGGCCAUCCGCAACGCCAUGGGCUCCCUGGCUUCCCAGACAGGAAACAAACCAGAUGGCAAAAAGGACGAAGAGAAGAAGAAAUGAGAAAAACUAAAGAAAAAUGAACAAUUGUGGAUUUCUUAAAUAUAAAAUUGCUGAUGCACCCCCUGCAUGGCAAUACCAUUCUUUCUUUCUUUUUUUAAGACACACAAAGACACCAAUAUAGGGGGGGGGAAUGUAAGCAUCCAAUAAAAACUUAGUGUCCAAUUUGACUGCCCAAUAAUAUAAACCAAUAGACUUCUCCCAUAGCCUCCUACAUCCUACAUGUCAUUAUAUUUGAUAUUUGACCAAACAGAGGAAAUUGUGACAGGCUUUCAGUCUAAAUAGUUAAACACAUGUCAAGACUUUGUGUUUCUUUUUUUUUUUUUGCAAUAAAAGCCAUCUUUAAAUGCGUGGCCUUUUUGUGGUGUGUCUGCCCCCAGAGAGUCAUUGUUGUAAACGAUGGGAAGUGGGCAGAACACAGAAAGGGAUUGCAA